Molecule: messenger RNA, 1878 nt
Organism: Papaver somniferum (opium poppy)
Lineage: Eukaryota; Viridiplantae; Streptophyta; Magnoliopsida; Ranunculales; Papaveraceae
Exons: 3
Coding region: 1-1878 (625 amino acids)
Source: RefSeq, a predicted model, not a curated record
AUGUUGUUGCGGUUGCUGAUGAGCUAUUACAAUCCAUUGUUGGUGUGGUCAACUUGUGUCUAUCUGGGUGCUUGUCCAUCCAUUCUCGGUGAUUAUGUUGCCAGUGCCCCUUUAACUCCUCUUCUCAAACCAGAUGGAGGUGUUAGGCCCAUCGCAGUUGGUAUUUUUUGGAGGAGGUUGUGUUCCAAACUUGCAACAACUUCAGUUUGCAAGAACAUUCUUCCAUACUUGAGAACAUAUCAACAUGGUGUUGGUGUUCCAUGUGGCGGUGAAGCUAUCUUACAUGCUGCAAACAGGCUUCUCGAGACAAAAGCAUCUCCAAAAUGGGUUGAAUUUUGUUACUCUAAACCUGCUAGGCUAUACUACAGUGAUACUACUCUAUCUUCUGCCAAAGGGGUUCAGCAGGGUGAUCCAUUGGGUCCGCUCUUAUUCGCUUUAGCAUUGCACCCCCUUGUUCUUCAGAUUGCUGCACAAUGCACUUUGGACAUGCAAGCAUGGUACCUCGACGACGGUACAAUUGUAGGAGAUACUCUUGAAGUUGCGAAGGCUUUGGACAUCAUACAGAAUGAAGGUCCUAAGAGAGGCUUACAUCUGAAUGUUACCAAGACGGAAUUAUUCUGGCCUACUAUCGAUCCAAGACGCAAUGAAGUGGGAGUCUUCCCUGCCAAUAUUUGCAAACCUAUAUCAGGCGUAAAACUACUAGGUGGACCUGUCAGUUUAAACACUAAUUUUUAUAGUGAUAUGGUCACCAGCAGGGUCGAUAAAACCAUAGCAUUGAUGCAAAAGAUCCAGAAGUUGCAUGAUCCACAAUGCGAAAUUCUGCUUAUCCGUAAUUGUGCUGGCAUAUCAAAACUCUACUUUACUCUCAGGAAAACCAACCCACAAGCAUUACAAGUUGCUUCUUCUCACUACGCCAAGCACCUUCUCGACUAUCUGAGGCAAAUCAUUGUAGGCGACGGUGCAGGUUUUGGCUUAGUGCAACAACGUCUUGCAACCUUGCCUAUUAAAGACGGAGGCUUGGGAGUCUACACUAUGAAAGAUACCAGUACAUAUUGUUACCUUGCAUCUUAUGCACAAACUAAGCACCUGCAGCACACCACCUUGCAACCUACAUCUUCAGAUUUUAUGCUCUCUAGCCUCCCCUUCAAUGAGCGUGAGUCGAUCAUUUGGCGAUGCAACAAAACAGAACAUGCCAUGGAUUUUCUGAAAGUCAUUCCUAUUACUGGGCUCAACCAGUCUGUUGGUCCUAGACAAUUUCAGUCUGUCCUCCAAUAUCGCUUGGACAUACCAAUGUUUGUUGCUGAUAGUGUUUGUUCUAGCUGUGCUAAGCCGAUGGAUAUCUACGGAGACCAUGUUGUGCACUGUGCUAAAGACGUGGGACCUAAAUACAGACAUGAUAUGGUAAGAGAUUUGAUCUCGGAAAUAUGCUACAAGGCUUCUAUUCCUGCCCAGGAAGAGGUUUCGUUGGGAUUUCUUUCUAACAAUGACAAUGAUCUUAAGCUGGCAGAUAUCUUAGUACACAGCUGGGAGGAUGGGAAGGAUGCGUGCUUUGACAUAACAGGAGUCUCACCUUUCACUGGUGCACGUACUCGGAUGUUCACCCCUGGACAAGCCAUUACCGCUGCUGUCACACGCAAAAAUAAUAAAUAUCUUGACAAGUGCAUUAGUAAUGGUUGUGGUUUCGGUGUCUUGGCUUUCACUACUUUAGAAGAGUUGAGUUGUGACUUUAUUGUUUUUAUAAAGAGGUUGAGUAACCGCCUUGCUAGUCACGAUGUGAACUACAAAGUUGGCAGUUUACUCUUCCAUAGACUAGGUAUUAUUAUUGAGAGAGGAGUUGGAGCCCAGACUGUCGCUAGGAUGCCAACUAACCACUUGUAA